UAUCAUGCACUGAUUUCUCCUACGACAGUCGGGGUCCGAACGUUUUAAGGAAAAGUUGCAUAUAAAAUAACAGAUCGAAUUCAAAAAAUUGUUGGGUUUUUUAUAAAAUAUAAAAAGUGAAAUAAAUAAGAAAUUAUAUCGGUACCAAUCUCAAAACUUUAAAUAAAGGCUGAAUUUCGCUCAAUAGUUUAUUUACGCAAAAAUAGCUUUAUAAAAAAAUUAGAAGUAGGUACUUAUAGUACAUAAACUUUUUAAUAAAAGUGGGUUUUUUAAUAUAGCUUUUACUUAAUAGAAAAUCAAAAAAAAAAAACAAAAUGAGAUGUGAAAUACCAGUUGUGAUGCGGUGUUGUUGCUGUUUUCCUCUUCGACAUGGUUUACUUGUUUGGGCAUACUUAAAACAGAUCCUCAGUUUAUUCUUCUUAACAUAUAUGAUUGUAGAAGUAUGUCGCCACUACCAGAGAAUGCGGGUGUUGAGUGAUGUGAUGUCUUUACUCAUGAUACUCCUUACGAUCGCAGACAUCGUGUUUCACGUCCUUUUUAUUAUAAGUGCACAUACAAAAGACUACAAGAAAAUGAGAAUAUUCUACAGAUAUAGUAUAGUUGUUAUUUGUCUGUACGUGCUCAUAGUUGGUUUUUACAUAGCAAUGUGGACAUACUACGUAUACGUGAUUCCUGUCAUACUCAUAUUUAUAUGGCCAAUUGUGGUGCCAGCGCUGAUUAUGAGCAUUUUAAUGAUAUUUUUUCAAGGUUACCUCAUAAUCCUCGUAAGAAGUGAAUUUAUCAAACUGAAAAACAACUCCCAUUUUGAAUUCGUGAACCAUGCGGCUGAUGAGAAAUGUACUGCCAACCUUGAUUUCGUCAUACGGAUCCCUGUGACUGUAUAAAAUUACCAAAAUAGCCAGAGCUAUUACAUAAUGAUAGCGCAGGAAGUUCUAUGCAAACAGCGCUAUAACGUCGUCUUAGAGUGAAAACCUCGGGAAUGCAUUUUUGCUCAAAUUUAUUUUAUUGCGUUUCUAGGAAGAAAACCUCGCAACGCACAUCCUGAUCUGACUAAUUUGUUCAUUCGAUACUCGUAACGCCAUCU
Molecule: messenger RNA, 1084 nt
Organism: Maniola jurtina (meadow brown)
Lineage: Eukaryota; Metazoa; Arthropoda; Insecta; Lepidoptera; Nymphalidae
Exons: 4
Coding region: 315-884 (189 amino acids)
Source: RefSeq, a predicted model, not a curated record